AUGAUGUCACUGUUCGGCAAUGAUAUUUCUCCUGUUGCCAUGGACGUGGAGUUUCAGACGAAAGACCGACUCAGGUUUAAGAUUUAUGAUCCUAACAGCCAACGAUUUGAAGUUCCACUCGAGAUUGAGUCUCCAUCCACUGCUGCUGCUGACACCAGCUAUGACAUCGAGUUUAUAAAUCAUCCCUCCUUUCAGUUUAAAAUCAUAAGGAAAAGCACAGGAACAGUGGUGUGGGACACGUCACUUGGAGAUUUAAUUUUUUCCAAACAGUAUCUGCAGAUUACCACCACUGUGCCAUCCACCUCUGUUUAUGGAUUUGGUGAACAUGAACAUCCAUCCUUUAAGCACAAUAUGAAUUUUGUUAAUUAUGGGAUGUUUUCCAGAGACCAGCCACCAACGACAUUUGCCAAUCUUUAUGGAGUUCAUCCUUUUUAUAUGUGCAUAGAGAGUGACUCAAAUACUCAUGGUAUCCUCUUACUGAACUCCAAUGCACAAGAUAUUACUCUGAGUCCAAAUCCAUCCUUAACCUUCCGCACCAUCGGAGGGAUCCUCGACUUCUAUGUAUUUCUUGGCCCAACUCCUGAAAACGUAGUACAGCAAUACACAGAGAGGAUCUUUUUCUUAAGUGAGACUGAGAAGGAGGAGGAUGCUGUUGUAGCUACUAGUCUUGUCUUUAAGAGUAGUAAGAAGAUGAUGAACAGGGUAUAUAACAUUGUCUCAGGUUGGCAAGAUGAGAGAUUUUUUCAUAUUGAUUUUGCUGGUUGCCAGCAACCUUCCAAGAUUGGUAAAGAAACCUUGUUGGCCAUUGGGCGCCCACAUUUUCCUUCCUAUUGGUCGCUGGGAUUUCAGCUGUCCCGUUAUGGGUAUGGCAGCCUCGAUGUGGUAAAGAAAACAGUUGAUCGCAUGCGGCAGUAUGGUAUUCCAUAUGAUGUCCAGUAUGGCGAUAUCGACUACAUGGAGCGUAAUUUGGACUUCACCUAUGAUAAAGAAAAUUAUGCAGGUCUGCCAGAGUACAUUCAACAGCUGAAAAAAGAUGGAAUGCACUAUGUCAUUAUUCUGGAUCCUUUCUUAAGCAAGGAUGAAGCACCAGGUACUUAUAGGCCCUAUGAACUUGGACAAGAAAUGGGAAUCUGGGUGAACAAUUCUGAUGGAGUAACUCCAGCUGUUGGCAAGGUGUGGCCCCCAGGAGAUUCCGUGUUUCCUGACUACACUAACCCCAGGACAGCUGACUGGUGGAUCCAGAUGUGUGUUGAGUUCAAAACUGUCCUUGACUAUGACGGACUCUGGAUUGAUAUGAAUGAACCAGCCAAUUUUGGAACUGGCCAGUACCCAGGCUGUGCUCUUAAUGACCUCAACUACCCUCCUUAUGUUCCUAGAAUUACAGAUUACUCUCUGGCUCAGAAGACGUUAUGUCCAGACUCAAAAACUUAUCUGGGGGAUCAUUAUAACACACAUUCUCUCUUUGGCUGGUCACAGACACCACCAACUUUCAUUGCUGUUCAGAAGGCCACCGGAAAGCGAGCAUUUGUUCUAAGUCGUUCUACAUUUGUCGGAAGUGGGAAAUAUGCAGGUCACUGGCUAGGUGACAACUUUUCACGCUGGAAGGAUAUGCACAUGUCAAUAAUUGGAAUGUUGGAAUUUAAUCUCUUUGGGAUUCCAUAUAUUGGUGCUGAUAUCUGUGGGUUUCUCCUUGAUACAACUUAUGAACUCUGCUUACGAUGGAUGCAACUUGGUUCAUUUUAUCCUUUCUCCAGAAAUCAUAACGGAGAGGGCCAGACGGAGCAAGACCCUGCAGUGUUUGGAGCAGAAUUUGCGGAGAUAUCUCGGUCUACAUUGCUGAUUAGAUACACGCUGUUGCCUUAUUUGUACACCUUAUUCUUUGAUUCUCAUGUCCAUGGAAACACAGUGGUACGAGGAUUAAUGCAUGAAUUUACUUCUGAUCACCAGACUCAUGGAAUAGAUACAGCUUUCCUUUGGGGACCAGCUUUUAUGAUUGCUCCAGUUCUUCAAGAGGGAGCAAGAUCGGUGGAUGUAUAUUUCCCUGAAGCAUCCUGGUUUGACUACUAUACACACUAA
Messenger RNA from Chrysemys picta bellii (western painted turtle), 2076 nucleotides. The record is from RefSeq and is a predicted model, not a curated record. NCBI's taxonomy places the organism in Eukaryota, Metazoa, Chordata, Testudines, Emydidae.